Messenger RNA from Nematocida ausubeli, 741 nucleotides. RefSeq lists its product as uncharacterized. The transcript has a single exon. Bases 1 to 741 code for a protein of 246 amino acids. Lineage: Eukaryota; Fungi; Microsporidia. The record is from RefSeq and is a predicted model, not a curated record.
AUGCGUAUUUACAUUCUAGGAUUAUUUCUACUCUUACUCCAGAAUGCUGAUGCAUUGCCAAGUGAGACAAAUAUAGGAUUCUAUAUUAUUCCAAGAAAUAAUGUAAAACACGGCCUUCCAUAUGUAAUGAAUAUUUCUUCUAGUGGUGAAUGGUUCUUUGCCGAGUUCGGUAACCGAGAGGAUCAGAUCUUUAUUCUAAAGAAACCAAGCGCAAGAAAGCUAUGCUUGAAGUACAAAGAAGACGUGUGCCUUGAUACAAAUGCAGAUAUUGAUCGGAAAAAAGUCACUCUGUUCCGAUGGAAGGUAUGCCAGAAGUCACUUGAACAUAAUAAGAUAAAUAUCCUACGAACAGUUUACGAGAACAUUUUCACAAUUAAUAUUAAAAGGUGCAAUAUAUACUGCCUAUACAGCCAUUCCAAAGAGGCAGCCCCAGGAGACGAUCCUUCUCCAACAAUAAAAAUGUGUGAUAACUCAAAUAUUAACACUCACUACUAUAUGGUUGAAGAGGAAGGUGGCUUAGAUACGUACUACAGGAUGUCUGGACAUAAUUACGUUACGCAAGCCCCAGGUGCUGGCAGUAUUAUUUCUCCCAACUACAAUAGACGCAUAUCUGGAUCAAUAGAAGAAGGUAUAACCCGAAGAUCUACUCCAUUCUCUUUCUCUCCUAGUUAUACCCGAAUCACUUCUUCUGUAAUGCCUAACAUCAUGAGCAGAACAAAUGGAUAUAUGUAUUCAAUGUAA